Messenger RNA from Balearica regulorum gibbericeps (East African grey crowned-crane), 3375 nucleotides. The record is from RefSeq and is a predicted model, not a curated record. NCBI's taxonomy places the organism in Eukaryota, Metazoa, Chordata, Aves, Gruiformes, Gruidae.
AGAAGUAACGCUGAAGGUCCAUGUAAGCGAUGCCAGCACACAUCAGCCAGUAACUGAAGCCUUCAUUGAGAUUUUUACCAACCAGAUCUCCAUUGCAUCUGGAACCUCAGGAGCAGAUGGCACUGCCUUCCUCAAGUUUCAGUAUAAGUUGGGCAAUCAGCUGAUAGUGACUGCUAGUAAACAUGCAUAUGUGCCAAAUUCUGCACCAUGGAAACCUGUAAGAUUGCCUGUGUUCUCCUCACUGAGUCUCGGCCUUCUUCCUGAGCGCUCAGCUACUCUGAUGGUCUAUGAUGAUGUAGUCCAGAUUGUCUCAGGAUUUCAAGGUGCACGGACUCAGCCACAAGUUCACUUUCAGAGAAGAUCUGUGAAAUUACCAGAGAACACUAGCUACAGUGAUUUGACAGCAUAUCUGACUGCAGCCAGUUCACCCUGGGAAGUGGACAGUUUUCCUUAUUUGCAGGGAUUAGAUGGAAAUGGAACAGGAAACAGCACUAGGUAUGACCUCACCCCUGUCACUGCAGUCAGUGUUCAUCUCCUCAACAGCGAUGGGACUCCAAUCCCCGUGAAUGGCCCCAUCUAUGUAACAGUGCCUCUGCCAACAAACAGCAACUUGAAGCACAAUGCAAAUGUUCCAGCAUGGAGGUUUGACCAAAAAUUUGGGACAUGGCUGAAGAGUAGUUUGGGCCUUGUACAACAAGAAGGAAAUCAGUUGACUUGGACUUAUAUUGCACCUCAGCUGGGCUACUGGGUUGCAGCUAUGUCACCUACUAUGCCAGGUCCCGUUGUAACACACGACAUUACCAGCUAUCACACAAUGUUUCUUUUGGCAAUUUUAGGCGGGAUGGCUCUCAUACUUCUAGUCUUGCUGUGUCUCCUUUUGUAUUAUUGCAGAAGAAAAUGUUUAAGACCACGUCAGCAUCACAAGAAACUGCAACUUUCCACAGCACUGGACACUUCUAAGAAGGAUCAAGCAACCUCUAUGUCCCAUAUAAAUUUAAUAUUUUCACGUCGCGAGUCAGAAUUUCCUGGUGGGCUGUCUGUUGCUAGCAAUGGACACACUGAAAACUCAGGUGCAAAGGAAUUAAUCAGUGCUGUCCACAUGGAGAUGGUAUCACCUAGUGGAGAAGCAGAUAUGCAUACACCCAUGCUCAAACACUCAUUCAGUACUUCCCAGGAGUUUAGCUCCCGAGAGGAACUGCUCUCUGACAAGGAGAAAGACAAGAGCAGAAUUUCCUUGGAUGACCUGACUCCCAGCGGGUCUCUGAGAAAAGACUACCACAAAUCAGCAGAUAGUUUUCCUUUAAAGCCAAGAAAAUCUACAGAAACAGCUGAAGGCUAUGAGUCCCCUAUCAAAGACGAGUAUAGGAGAAGUUACAAUGCUAUGCUGUCUCAGCCUUUAUUUGAAAAGCAAGAGAGAGAAAUUCAAGUAUCUAUGAACCAUAUUGCUACUGGAAGUAAAUACAAUAUUCAGGAACAAAUAUACCCCACACCUUCAGCCCCUGAAAAAGAGCUGCUGGACUGCAGACCUACUGAUUGUAUGAUGUCUCGUUCAGUUGAUCACCUUGAAAGACCUACAUCUUUCCCUCGACCAGGUCAGUUAAUCUGCUGCAAUUCUGUUGACCAAGUCAAUGACAGUGUUUACAGAAAAGUUUUGCCUGCAUUGGUCAUCCCAGGUCAUUACAUGAAAUUGCCAGGAGAGCACCCUUUUGUUAGCCAGCCACUGGUUGUCCCAGCUGACCAGCAGAUUGAUAUAGAAAGACUUCAGGCUGAGCUUCCUAACCCUCAUGCACGGCUUUUUCCACACCCCCCCCAACAGCUGCAACCCCAACAGUUAGCAUCCCAAGCAAUAUCUCAGCAACAUUUGCAAGACACAGGUGCAGCUGAGUGGAGUCAACAGAAUGCUUCCAUGUCUGAAUCUAUUUCCAUUCCUGCCUCACUUAAUGAUGCAUCCCUGGCUCAAAUGAAUAGCGAAGUGCAGCUUCUUACAGAAAAGGCUUUGAUGGAAUUAGGAGGUGGAAAGCCAUUGCCUCAUCCUCGGGCAUGGUUCGUUUCUCUAGAUGGACGUUCAAAUGCUCACGUUAGACAUUCAUACAUCGAUCUCCAAAGAGCUGGUAGGAACGGGAGUAACGAUGCCAGUUUGGACUCUGGUGUUGACAUGAAUGAACCAAAAUCUGCCCGAAAGGGAAGAGGAGAUCAUCCGUCUGUGCCACAGAGUCACCCACCAGUGCAAGAGCACCAGCAGAGAGAGCGGAAGGUUUCAGAUAGCACAGCUUACACACAACUUGUGUACUUGGAUGAUAUGGACCAAAGUGGCAGCGAGUGUGGAACAGCAGUUUGUAGCCCUGAGGACAAUGCUCUACGAUGCCUACUAGAAGGCACUGGUAAGAGAAGUGGUGUGCAGCUGCCCAGCCUGCAGGAGGAAACAAGAACUGUGGACACCAAACCAGAGCCAUUAACUAGUCCUGAACAUGGAACAUCAGUUCAAGAUGAGGAGGAGGAUGAGGAGGAUGAGGAAGAUGACCAAGGUGAAGAUAAGAAGAGUCCUUGGCAGAAACGAGAGGAAAGACCACUAAUGACUUUCAAUCUAAAGUGAGCUAUUGUGAAAAUCCACCAUUCAGUGGAGUAUAAAAUUGCCAAAUAUUCUUUCUGUGGAAGUGCUUGAUUUUUCUUUUUCUUUUUUUUUUUUUUUUGUUGUGGAGAGAAAAGAGAAAAACAAACUGUGGUGAGCAACAUUUGAAAGAACUUAAAUGCAUUACUGUGUAAAUGUUAGAAAAGAAUUAAAAUCAUUCCUCUGAUUUAACAGCUGCCUCCAGUGAGAUAGCUGAACAAAGAGUGUGAUUGUUAUUCCAUAUACUUGAUAUUGGUCAUCCAGGAUGUUGAAAAUACUGACAAAUUGUUUUGGUUGGUUUAUGACCUCAAUCUCCUUGUGAAUGGGAGCUGGUAAAGCUUUUGUUUUGUAGGCCAAUUUUAUGUUGAUAAUGCUACUGAAAGUAUCUUAAAAACACGAGUUUGACACAUGGUGUCCAAAAUUGUGCAUUAUCUCAAUGAAAGGCUAUGCAUUGCUGCUUUUAGUAAUAUUUUGCUUAUACUAUGCUUUUCUUAAUUUUACAAGUUGGUUGUAAACAUUUUAUGUCCUUUAUUAUAAACUACUCAGCAAUUUAUUUUAAUGUAAAACUGCAGGAAACUUGAGUAGCAUCCCUUAGCAUUGAAGCCUUUUUUACAGUAACAAUGAACAGUCCCUUCUUUUGCUAACUCCUUUUAAUUGACCCCAUUUGGGAUUUUAUAAACUUCUGAACUUCUACCUUUUAUUUUAAGCUGCAUGCCAAGAGUCCCAUUUUGUGCUGAGCAUUUCUCAUUUCAAUACAGUGUAUUCUG